AUGGCCACACAAGCCUUUUUGUUCGCCACCUACAUCGCCGCUUUCGCCGUCACCUGGGCCCUCGCCAUCGCUUAUUAUCAACAAGGCGCCAGCACACCGCCGCAUUUAAUCCUAUUUGCGCCAAUUUACUUGGUGAUAGCCUGCGGCAUCAACGGGGUUUUGCAAAUUGCCCAGAAAGUCUACAAUUUUGAUGACUGCAUUGCGGCAAAACAAGAACUUGUUGGCGAAAUCGACGAAGCCAGAAAAACACUGAAGUUUCUCAAUGAG
Messenger RNA from Mesorhabditis spiculigera, 267 nucleotides. The record is from the annotation of a GenBank genome assembly. Lineage: Eukaryota; Metazoa; Nematoda; Chromadorea; Rhabditida; Rhabditidae.